AUGGCCGACCACAAGGGAAUCUUCGGCUUGCCGCUGGAAGUCUUCGACGACCUGAUGUCCACUCUAGACUAUGAGUCCGUCCUCGCCUUCCGCCAGACAUGUCGCCUGGCAGCCUCCCUCGUGCCGCUGACCACGGUCGCCCAAGCUCGGCAAGCUCUCAAAACCACGCUGCUCGCUCGGGAACGUGCUGAGUACGAGCGCCGGCAGGUCGCCUACGCAAACCAGCGUCGCUGGGCGGGCGUGUACCCACAGUCCGUUCAACCCAUUGCUCCACCUCAGGCCGAUGUUGUGGCGAACAUCAUCUCGCUGGGCUCCGCCCUGAACAAUAUCCACCGCAACCACAUCACCAGGGCGGAGCAACUGAACUGCUACAGUUGCCUGAAGGCCCUGCCGCGAGAGUGCUUUGUGGAGAGCCAGGUCACGGGAAGGCGGAGUCUCGGCCACCACGAGGCUCGCCGGCGGUUCUGCAGGACCUGUGGCGUCACCAAGGGGAUCUGGGAGAAGGGGACUGUGAUCAGGGACGGGAGAUGUACCUUAGUCCUCUGCAAGGCGUGCAACAACCUGAAGACGCCGACUCCUGAGUCCAAGAAUGAGGGAAUGUGUGAACUGUGCCAUCACGAAGCGACUUGUGAAAUGUGCCAACGCAAACCCCCUGAGAGUCUGCUCGAGACCGCCGCAGAGCCCAGAACGGCACAGCCCAGCACUCGAGCGACUCGGUGUCAGCGCUGCUGGGCCAUCAGCCACACCGAAGUGCCUCUCGGGUCGACGGGUUCCCAUCUAUGUCCGGGGUGUGAAGCUGCUGUCAGCUCGGCAUAG
Molecule: messenger RNA, 816 nt
Organism: Fonsecaea erecta
Lineage: Eukaryota; Fungi; Ascomycota; Eurotiomycetes; Chaetothyriales; Herpotrichiellaceae
Exons: 1
Coding region: 1-816 (271 amino acids)
Source: RefSeq, a predicted model, not a curated record